AAUAUCUCUGCGCAAGCGGAAAUGAAAUAAAAUGGAGUGAUGCAUUGUGUGUAUGCACGCCGUUGCAUUUCGAUAUGCACGUCUUCCUGGCGUAGUCUAGUUGAAGUUGGUGGACAAGUGGCACGUCUUCGGAGUAGCAGCGAUACGUCGGGUGAAAACAGUUUUCACCAUGUCCAAGAAGCAGGACAAAGUAGACAAUGGCAUCGUCGCCGUGAAGAGCAAAUUUGACGCCGAUAUUAUCAGGUUCUCCAUCAAUCGUAAUGAACCUAUGAGCUAUGAGGACUUUGAAAAAUUAUUGGCAGAAAGGCACGAUUUAGGAACUGAUUUAAACUUUCUAAUUUGGUACACAGACACAGAUGGAGAUCUUCUCCCAAUCAAUAAUAACAAUAAUUUGGCCAGAGCUCUGUUGGCUACCAGGUGUCUGCUCCGAAUUUUUAUACAGAGAAAAGGUGACGGAACAUGGGACAAUGGACAAGGGACUAUAAAACCUAAGAAUUUGAUAUCAAGUAUCUUGGGUGGUACACCAGGAAAACCUAAACCUAUAGCCAUUUCAAAUCCUCAUGAUUUCAGGCAGGUAUCGGCUAUUAUUGAUGUUGACAUACUUCCUGAAACUUGUCGGAGAGUACGGCUUUUAAAACAUGGCUCAGACAAGCCAUUGGGAUUUUAUAUUAAAGACGGCGAAACAUUUCGCUUACUGCCACAAUCUGCUGGUGGAGGCAUAGAAAAAGUUCCAGGUGUAUUUAUCAGCAGAUUAGUACCUGGUGGUUUAGCAGAAAGUACAGGACUUCUUGCUGUAAAUGAUGAAGUUUUGGAAGUUAAUGGAAUAGAGGUUGCAGGCAAAACACUUGACCAGGUGACGGAUAUGAUGAUUGCAAAUUCUUCCAAUCUUAUUAUAACUGUCAAACCAGCAAAUCAAAGAGCAGCAUUAGCUGCACCUCGACGCGGUUCGUUCUCACGCAACAGUCAAUUGUCAUCGGGAAGUCAUCAAUCCACGCAGAGCGCUGGUAGCGACGAAGAAGCAGACGAAAUCGUUGAUCUUACUGGUCUAACAAUACAGGAUGAUGCCUCGACAUCAUCCUCACAACACCAUCACUACCAUCACCAUCAUGUGCAAAAUUACGAUCAGGGUGUACUGCAUCUUUAGGAAGAGUAAGAUCGAGCCGGUGCAAAUUUAUACUGCUGGGCACGCAGAAUCUGUAUUCAGAAGUAAAAUUUGCGCCGGCUCUGAAUGGACAUGUUUACUUUUGCAAGGCAUAACACAACUCUGCGUGACAUUGCGCGAAGAAUUAACUAUUGAAUUAAAAACUUCAUUUUAUCUCUUUCAAAGUGCUCAAAAACAAUUUGGAGGAUAUUUUUGAUGAAGGAUAAUAUUGCAGAUAAAACAGAAUGUAAACACAUGUCCAUUAAGUCGUGCUCAAUAUAGCAUUCGCUAAUAUAUUAUAAUAUAAUAUUAAUAAAUUAUAAUGUUAUAAUAUUAAUAUAUACUAUUAAUAUUUAAUAUUAUAA
Pseudomyrmex gracilis is the source of this 1506-nucleotide messenger RNA. RefSeq names its product partitioning defective 6 homolog gamma (gene par-6). The coding region runs from base 170 to 1144 and encodes 324 amino acids. The record is from RefSeq and is a predicted model, not a curated record. Gene Ontology annotation, biological process: centrosome cycle. The transcript is spliced from 5 exons. Gene Ontology annotation, molecular function: protein binding. NCBI's taxonomy places the organism in Eukaryota, Metazoa, Arthropoda, Insecta, Hymenoptera, Formicidae.